UAUGUGUGAGUGUGUGUGUGUCCCACUUUCACCCCAGCAGGACAGGAGAGAGUUUGGCGCACUUCGUUGGGACGGACACUUACAUCUAAAUAACUAGGAAACUACAGUUGAAGGUGCAGUAUUUGUCACAGGAGUCCCAUCAGAAGUGCGCCAAGGAACACCUCCCUUGAAGGAACACCUCCACUGCGCGCGCGCGCUCUCUCUCUCUCUCUCUCUCUCUCUCUCUCUCUCUCUCUCUCUCUCGCAAUGUCCGUCUCUGCGCUCUCGUUUUCCCGCCUGCUCCGGUGCAGUCUCUCCUCCUUGGGUCGGACACCAAGCGCGUGUCCGGGCAGGUGUCUGUGCGCGCGACCCCUGACGGUGAGCGGGGUCCGAUGGAGAUCGUCUCGCUUGGACGUGGAUGGAAGCGGCCGUCCUGCGACGUGGGAUUCAUUCGGGAUUUGGGAUAAUCGGAUAGAGGAGCCCAUCCUGUUGCCCCCCAGCAUUCGUUACGGUACCCCCAUCCCUCACAUCAGCCUGUCCAGAGUGGGCUCAGCAUCCCACAUCGGCCGUCGCCGUGACAACGAGGACCGUCUGCGAGCGAGCGCGCUCACGCCUGACACGCAGUACUUUGCGCUGUUUGACGGGCACGGAGGACCGCACGCCGCCGACUUCUGUCACACACACAUGGAGGAGCACAUCCGGAAAUGUUUGUCGGUGGAAACAGAUCUGGAGGCAGUUUUGUCUGAAGCGUUCCUGCGUGUGGAUGCCGCUUUAGCUGCGGAGCUGCAGAUAUAUGGAAAUGCAUCUCUCAUGACGGUGGGCACCACGGCGACGGUUGCAUUGCUAAGAGACGGGAUAGAGUUGGUUGUUGGCAGCGUUGGCGACAGUCGAGCUCUGUUGUGCCGAAAAGGAAAAGCCCGCAAACUCUCAGAUGACCACACGCCAGAGAGGAAAGAUGAGAAACAGAGAAUUCGGCGAAGUGGUGGGUUUGUGACCUGGAAUAGUGUUGGUCAAGCAAAUGUAAACGGACGGUUGGCAAUGACCCGCAGCAUCGGAGACUUUGAUUUAAAGAAGAGUGGAGUGAUCGCACAACCUGAGACCACUCGCACUUUAUUGCAGCACGCUCACGACUCUUUCCUGGUCCUCACUACUGACGGCAUCAACUUCAUCAUGACCAACCAGGAGAUCUGUGAUGUCAUCAGUCAGUGUCACGACCCCACCGAGGCCGCAAACAUCAUCGCUGAGCUGGCUCUACAGUACGGCUCUGAGGAUAACAGCACGAUCAUCGUCGUCCCGUUCGGCGCGUGGGGAAAACAUCAGAACUCUGAAUUCACUUACUCCAUGAGCCGAAACUUUGCCUCCAGUGGCCGCUGGGCUUAACCAUCAAACAGCGUAAACGACCUGAGAAGAUUGAGAAACACUCCCUCUAUAUAACUACACUGCCACCAGCGUGUUCUUCACUUUAUACUAAACGAAAAGCCAAAGAAAUGUCCACAAUUCCAAAACUUCACAGCUCAAGCAAGCCAACAUUGAAAACACAAACUAUUCGUAAAAAUGCCUGCUGUCAUUGAACAGAUAAAUGGUUUUAUUGAAUUAUAAUAUAUUUGUAUAUUUUGAUGAGAACCUGUAUUUUGCUGUUUUUUCCACAACGUUUAUAAACGUUUUAUUUAUUUGGUGAAACCCCUAGAUUGUAAACAUAACGUGUGUUGAGAUCAAAUGUACCGACGGAAACAUGGCUGCUAAACUUUUACAGUAAUAAACCCACGGUUAAUUGUCAUAAGGGACUUGAUUCUAUCUGAUUUGUCAAACGUUGCAUUUGGCGGUUCAAAUUUUCUGGAUAAUCCCGUUGCCAUGGCAACAUGAUGGUUAGAUCACUUUCUUGAUUGAUGUGCUUUUAGACUCUCUUAUCUGACCUGUUAGUUUCACAGAAACCCAUAUUAACGUAGAUUUUAAUUAUCUUAGAUGGCGACUGUAACUUAGUAAAAUAACAUUGGAAGCCAGGAAAAACAAAAUU
Triplophysa rosa is the source of this 1993-nucleotide messenger RNA. RefSeq names its product protein phosphatase, Mg2+/Mn2+ dependent 1Ka (gene ppm1ka). Gene Ontology annotation, molecular function: protein serine/threonine phosphatase activity; cation binding. The coding region runs from base 247 to 1359 and encodes 370 amino acids. Gene Ontology annotation, biological process: protein dephosphorylation. The transcript is spliced from 7 exons. NCBI's taxonomy places the organism in Eukaryota, Metazoa, Chordata, Actinopteri, Cypriniformes, Nemacheilidae. The record is from RefSeq and is a predicted model, not a curated record.